CGUGACAUUUUUGCACAUCAGGCGGGAGGAAUUUCGCAGGUGCACUGGAUGAACUUUCACCCCCACAAACGGAUUCAUUGUUUUGAUUCAGCUAGCGUUGCAUUGCAUAUUUAUGUGCUUAGAGACCACCCGAUUGAUAGCUUCCAUAGGAACAGCCGUUGUUGAGUGAUGCCUAUGUAGCUAGACGGAACCGUUGUGUUGUCCGAAAGACGAACAAAAACAAUGUUGUCUCUGGAACGUUAUUAUAGCAUAGCUAGCGAGCUGGCUAACCUGACCUUUCGCAACAACAACAUGGGAACGCUAUUACAACGGAGCUGAUCAAUAAUUUAUCGCCACUGGUCAAUUAACGUUACUUAGUACAGACAAAUUUAUGCUUACUUACACUUUGCUAACAUUUUGAAAAGGUAAGUUGAUUCGCCAGCUAACUUGACUAGCUACGAAAGUUAGCUCCUUGGUUACCAGGUUACGGUCAGCUGUUCCAGCAAUCAAUGUUGGAUGAUGUUCCAGCAAUCAAUGUUGGAUGAUGUUCCAGCAAUCAAUGUUGGAUGAUGUUCCAGCAAUCAAUGUUGGAUGAUGUUCCAGCAAUCAAUGUUGGAUGAUGUUCCAGCAAUCAUUGUUGGAUGAUGUUCCAGCAAUCAGUGUUGGAUGAUGUUCCAGCAAUCAAUGUUGGAUGAUGUUCCAGCAAUCAAUGUUGGAUGAUGUUCCAGCAAUCAAUGUUUGAUGCUCUCACAAUGAUCGAUGACAUUGGUUAGCUAAAAUGAACUGCUAAAUAAUAAUGUUAUGUCAAUAUGUUGUCAUGUUUUUCUGUCAUCUGUCUGCCAAUUGAUAAUAUUUCAUAAUGUGUUGUGAUGGAUACAGUUUUAUUAACGUUAUUUCACCUGAAACAGUCACUAACUUCCAAUGGGCGAGGAAAAGCCAGAGACGUUGGACUUCGUCAAAGACUUCCAAGAGUAUCUCAGUCAGCAGACUCAACAUGUGAACAUGAUCUCAGGCUCUGUCAGUGGCGUCAAAGAGGUGGACGAGUUGCCAGCAGACUGCAGUCGGAAUGGGCUGGACCAUCCCUCAGCAGAUAUGUCCCUUGACGACGGCUCAGGGAUGCUGGUGGAUGGCUUCGAGAGAACAUAUGAUGGCAAACUCAAGUGCCGUUACUGUAACUAUGCCACCAGAGGCACAGCACGAUUAAUUGAGCACAUCCGCAUUCACACAGGAGAGAAACCCCACAGAUGCCACCUGUGCCCCUUCGCCUCUGCCUAUUUGCGCCAUCUAGAGGCCCACAUGCGCUCCCACACAGGAGAGAAGCCUUACAAGUGUGAGCUGUGCUCCUUCCGCUGCAGUGACCGUAGCAACCUGUCACACCACCGCCGCCGCCGCCACAAGCUCUUACCAAUGAAGGGUGCUCGCUCCUCUCUCUCCCACAAGAAGAUGCUGAGCGUCUUGCAGAAGAAGACCAGCCUGGGGUACGGUCGCCGACUCCUCAUCAACUUCAGCCCCCCCUCCAUGGUGGUGCACAAGGCCGAGCACCUGGAUGACUACUCCCACGAGCUGCCCCACCUGCGCCAGGAGACCUACGACAACCAGGGCGCUGGUGGAGAUGGUAGCUCAAUGGACGACCACCACAAUCAUCACCACAACCUGGUCAUGGAAAACCCCCUCAACCAACUCUCGACCCUGGCCGGCCAGCUGGCCAGCCUGCCCUCGGAGGCUGAGGACCAGACCCAGCAGCCUCCCAUGUCUCCAGGUGCAGAGUCCUGUGUGGACGAGAAGCCCUUCCUCAUCCAGCAGCCUCACCCAGCCACUGCUCCUGCUGCUGUGUCAGCCAGCACUGCCCAUGCCUCUUCCUCCUCCAUCACCCCAGAGCCCAGGCCCCCACCACACAGCAACUGCAGCCCCGGGGCAGAUCCCCGCAGUGAGCAUAGUGGGCGCACCAGUACCCCCAGCAUCACCAACAGCCAGCCCAGCACACCAGCCCCGGGCCUGCCCUCUCUGCAUCAAGACCCCCAGAUGCUGCACCACUGCCAGCACUGUGACAUCUACUUUCCUGAUAACAUCCUGUACACCAUCCACAUGGGCUGCCACGGCUACGAGAACCCCUUCCAGUGCAACAUCUGUGGCCACAGGUGCAGGAGCAAGUACGACUUUGCCUGCCAUUUUGCCAGAGGGCAGCAUAAGCAGUGACCUGUUGCCGGGUCAGUGACUAGAGAGAAUGAAUGGAGGUUAUUUUUAUUUAAUUCCAUGGUGAUUUUAUUUAUUGCUGUUGAACUUUCUGAAAUUGGCCUUGAUGUAGCCUCUGAAAAUUCCAUGUAGUGAAUUAGAUUUUAUAGGAGGAUAAUAACAUAUUUGACAGUGCCCAUGCAUUUGUAGCUAGAGUGUAGGGAUGGAGUGGUUUUAGAGGUACAUGUCACUUGGCCUGUUUGAUCAUGAACAUUCCUCAUGUGGGUUUUUGACAUGAACACUAUUUUCCGCCUUACGAACAUAGUUCUAGAUGAUGCUAACCCCUUUGUGAGAGUGCUCUUUAGUGGCUGUAACCAUAACCAACUAAACCAUUUCAGAGUGAAAGACUGCACCAUUCAUGCCUCCCAACAGUGCCUGCGAUAUUCACAAUCUCUUUACCUGUACUGAAAUGGACACAUCUUAUAUGUUGAGAUGUUUUUGCGUUCGUUUUCUUCUUGCCAUUUGUGAUGGAUCGGUACACAGUGCCCUACUUUAACCACCGGUAGGCAGCCUAGCGGUUAGAGGGUUGGGCCAGUAACUGAAUGGUCGCAGGUUUGAAUGCCGAGCCGACAAGGAGAAAAAUCUGUGCUCCUGAGCAAGGCACUUAACCCUAAUUUGCUCCAGGGACACCGUACUACUAUGGCGGACCUUGUAAAACAAAACAUUUCACUGCACCUCUCCGGUGUAUGUGACAAUAAGUGCUUUUCUUAUUUGAGCAACUUUUUGUUAUUUGGAUGUUGCAUAGAAUAAAGCCUAACCUAUACAUCAUGUUAUAUUCUGACCUUUAAAUAACAUAUGUCAUUGCGAGAUCUAACACCUUUACUGUCAAAGCAGUAUCACCAUAUCUCUCUCUUCUCCUUUGUCAUGUCUAUUGAGUUCAAAAUGGCCAAGUAGCACCAGAGAUGCCAUGUGUUAGCAUACAUGCCAUGCCUUGGGAUUCCUCCUGUCCUGCAUUAAUCAAGGCAUUGCAUAUUGUGGAUCUCAAUGCUUUUUUUGACAUUUAUUGAGUAUUCUAUUCUACAUUUUCUGGCCUGAUGGGUGUUGUCAAUGACAUUGACAUUAUGCUGAAGUGAAGACUACUGCCUUAGCAGGGUUGUUUUAUAUUGGAAACUGUUGUCUGUUGCAUAGCAACAUUUGUGAAGAAUAGUUACUUUUUCUAGGACUAGUUGCAUGUCAACAUGCUUACAGGCAUCCAAUGUUGGAGGGGGAAGUUCACAGAAGGAGAAACACCUGUAAGGGAAUUUGUUUGUGUUGUGUCUUUUAUGGGACAGGUGAAUGUUGAAGUGUUUUGGCGGUCAAAUUUUAUGUGAGAGGAAAUAUUAACACAUUUCUGAGUAAAGUGUUUUCUAACAGAUUGUU
Molecule: messenger RNA, 3570 nt
Organism: Oncorhynchus tshawytscha (Chinook salmon)
Lineage: Eukaryota; Metazoa; Chordata; Actinopteri; Salmoniformes; Salmonidae
Product: zinc finger protein Pegasus
Exons: 3
Coding region: 901-2175 (424 amino acids)
Biological process (GO): regulation of transcription by RNA polymerase II
Molecular function (GO): RNA polymerase II cis-regulatory region sequence-specific DNA binding; DNA-binding transcription factor activity
Source: RefSeq, a predicted model, not a curated record